AUGAGGAGCAGGCCAGCAUCAUCUCCCACAUCAAGACAUCACGAAGCCUCCACUCAUGGCCACAUCCCCGUUUCUGCUGGAUCCUGUACAGUUCUGGAGGAUCUGUUGAAGACCAGAGAGGGAGGAGAGCUGCCCAAGACCCUGACUGAGAUGUACAUCCACUUCCUGGUGGUUCAGUCCAAACUGAGUGACGUGACCUCUCAAAGAGAAGCUGUGAAGCUUGUCUCAGUCUUCAGCUCCCAGUCCUCUAGUCUGAAAGAUCUGGACCUGAACCUCUCAGAGAGAAGCUGUGAAGCUCUGACCUCAGUUCUCAGCUCCCAGUCCUCUAGUCUGAAAGAUCUGGACCUGAGUAACAACAAACUGCAUGAUUCAGGAGUGAAGCUGCUGUCUGCUGGACUGAAGAGUCCACCCUGUACACUGGAAAGUCUCAGACUGAGUGACUGUAACCUCUCAGAGAGAAGCUGUGACGCUCUGUCCUCAGUUCUCAGCUCCCAGUCCUCUAGUCUGAAAGAUCUGGACCUGAGUAACAACAACCUGCAGGAUUCAGGAGUGAAGCUGCUGUCUGCUGGACUGGAGAGUCCACACUGUACACUGGAAAGUCUCAGGCUGUCAGGCUGUCUGAUCACAGAGGAAGGCUGUACUUCUCUGGCCUCAGCUCUGAGCUCCCACCCCUCCCAUCUGAGAGAGCUGGACCUGAGCUACAAUCAUCCAGGAGACUCAGGAGUGAAGCUGCUGUCUGCUGGACUGGAGGAUCCAGACUGGAGACUGAAAAGUCUCAGACUGAGUGACUGUGACCUCUCAGAGAGAAGCUGUGAAGCUCUGUCCUCAGUUCUCAGCUCCCAGUCCUCUAGUCUGAAAGAUCUGGACCUGAGUAACAACGACCUGCAGGAUUCAGGAGUGAAGCUGCUGUCUGCUGGACUGGAGAGUCCACACUGUACACUGGAAAGUCUCAGGCUGUCAGGGUGUCUGAUCACAGAGAAAGGCUGUACUUCUCUGGCCUCAGCUCUGAGCUCCAACCCCUCCCAUCUGAGAGAGCUGGACCUGAGCUACAAUCAUCCAGGAGGCUCAGGAGUGAAGCUGCUGUCUGCUGGACUGAAGCAUCCACACUGGAGACUGGACACUCUCAGGGUGGAGCCUGCUGGAGUCCGAUGGUUGAGACCAGGUCUGAGGAAGUAUUCCUGUGAACUCACAGUCGACACAAACACAGUACACAGAAACAUCAAACUGUCUGACAACAACAGGAAGAUGACACGUGUGGAUGAGGAUCAGUCACAUCCUGAUCAUCCAGACAGAUUUGACUCCUACUGGCCUCAGAUGCUGUGUAGAACUGGUCUGACUGGUCGCUGUUACUGGGAGGUCGAGUGGAGAGGAAGAGUUCAUAUAUCAGUGAGUUACAGAAGAAUCAGAAGGAAAGGAGGCAGUGAAGACUGUGUGUUUGGAAGGAAUGAUCAUUCCUGGAGACUGAAAUGCUCUGAUGAUGGUCGUUACUCUGUCAGUCACAAUAACAGAUCAACAUCCAUCUCCUCCUCCUCCUCCUCCUCCUCCUCCUCCUCCUCCUCGGUCUCUGACAGAGUAGCAGUGUAUGUGGACUGUCCUGCUGGCUCUCUGUCCUUCUACAGAGUCUCCUCUGACACACUGAUCCACCUCCACACCUUCAACACCACAUUCACUGAACCUCUUUAUCCUGGGUUUGGACUCUUGUGUUCUGGUUCUUCAGUGUCUCUGUGUGGUCUGUAGGACGGAGAGUCUCCUCCUGUGAGACAAACAUUGUCUCUGCUGAACAGAUCAGUUGAGUGUGUCCAGGAUCACAUAGCUGAUGUUAUUUCUGUCCCACACCAUGUGUCCCUGGUUAGAUUCUGGUGGGGCCCUUUACUGCAUGUCAUACCCCUCUCUCUACCCCCAUGUUUCCUGUCUGCGUCUCCUACGUGUCCGUAAAGACAAAAUGUCCAAAACAAAGACAGAAAAGCUGAAAUAAAAUGUGUCAUGAGCACAGAGUGUGACGGCUUAUGUUCAACAAGUGUGUGUGUGUGUGUGUGUGUGUGUGUGUGUGUGUGUGUGUGUGUGAAGCCCGAGCUUGUCCCACAGCAGGAACACAACCCCAUUCUAAAGUGUCCAUGAGCUGUGCAGCUCUUUGCUUUAAGAACUCACUAACGUCACUGAGGAGAAAACCGUAGUCUCAAUAUUCAGGAACAAGCAGCGCAGCACUGUCCUGACUGCAUCAUCACUUCCUUUUUAAAGAGCUUUGUAUCUCUUGGAGAUGUUUGGCUUUGUCUUGUCUUCCAGGAUAGAACUGCUCAGUUUGUCAACUUGCAGAUGACGCCGGCCGAUGAUGUCUUUGUAACGGAGUGAUGCUGUCCUAGUUUCUUUUUUUCAAAUGUCAUUUUUCUCUUUUCUCAUUUCCAAGUUUGGACAUGUGAACUUUGUGUGCUGUUUGUUUUAGGAUUCUUUCUUUCUGCGAUCAGCUGUUCAAGAAAAGGAGGAUAAAACAAGUGUUGCUCUGUUUUGUACCUUUUCUUUCUUUUCUUUGUGACUGCAGUGUUAUCUUUGGACCAGUCUGAUGUUAACAGGUUAGACAGUCUUCACUGUGUCCACAUGAAAUGAAACCAGCAUUCAUCAGCACCAGUCACUUGGGUCUGACCCGUGUGACCAAUCUAUGAUGACAAACCCUGAAGUUUGAAUGCUCUGAUUCUUGCUACUGAUAGUUUGAUUUCUGUUUUUCAAACAGUGUCAUGUGAUCAAAUCCUCUCAGCACUGGAGUGUUUUUGUUGUCUCUCAUUGUAAUGUUAAUUGGACCUCAUUAAAACCAGUCUCUGAUUGAA
Larimichthys crocea (large yellow croaker) is the source of this 2819-nucleotide messenger RNA. Its product is annotated as ribonuclease inhibitor-like. The record is from RefSeq and is a predicted model, not a curated record. The transcript is spliced from 10 exons. Bases 1 to 1737 code for a protein of 578 amino acids. Gene Ontology annotation, molecular function: protein binding. NCBI's taxonomy places the organism in Eukaryota, Metazoa, Chordata, Actinopteri, Sciaenidae.